GGAUGAACCGCAUCUUGCGAGGCUAUCAUUCCACUACAUAACACUCAGCAGCCAAUCCACUUGUCCCACCUAGGAUGGACAGCAUUGGUAGAGCAGGUUUUUCUCAUGACUUUGGCGCCAUCGACGGGAAACCGCAAAUUUUCGAUGGCCUUGACCUGAGCAGUGGCGCCGCCUUCUUUGCUUUCACGAUCAUCACGGGUAUGGUCUUCCCUGCUGUUCUUCGGUUGCCUUCGAAGAGGAAAGAGGCUUUAAUUGAUAUGAACCGUGUAUUCUCUGGUGUGGCCAACCAGCUCUUGUCAAAGGCCAAGGAGCAUGGGAACGAGGAGGAUAAAUCUGUAAUGGGUCUGCUUCUCAAAUCAGAGAUGCAUGAUGCAGACGUUCACAUGUCUAGGGAAGAGAUCAUUGCACAGAACAUGUUGUUGAUAGCAGGCUAUGAAAUGACAAGCAUCAGUCUCACGUGGGCCCUUAUUGAAAUGUGCAAGAACGCGGACAUCCAGAACAAGCUCCGCGCCGAACUGGUGCAAUUCGGCAACACCGACCCGACAUGGGAGCAACUCAACUCGAGUCUUCCGUAUCUUGACGCAGUCAUACACGAAACCCUACGAUUGCACCCACCCGUAUCAGAGGCCGUAAGGGUGGCAACAGAAGACGACGUUCUUCCUCUCACUACACCAGUAGUGACCAAAUCCGGAGAGACCGUUAACAGUCUCUUAGUGGCCAAAGGAACGGUCUUCACCGUUCCCAUUCAAACGCUGAACAUAUCCGAGGAAUUCUGGGGCCCUGAUGCAAAGGAGUUCAGACCGGAGAGGUGGCUGGAGGACUUUACACCGCGAGCGAAGGAGAUCCAGGGUCAUCGACACCUGUUGACGUUCGUAGAUGGACCCAAGACAUGUCUCGGGAAGACGUUCGCUUUGACCGAGUUCAAGGCGGCGCUCUUUGUUAUUGUACGGAACUUUGCAUUCGAAUUUCCUGGUGGAAGUGAUACAGCUAUCGGCAAGUAUACCGGGAGUGUUUUGCCUCGACCGAAAGUCGUUGGCAAAGAGGGCGCAAAAGUUCCGUUGAGGGUGAGGCGCGUAUGA
This is a messenger RNA of Desarmillaria tabescens, 1079 nucleotides long. Its product is annotated as cytochrome P450. The transcript has 8 exons. The record is from RefSeq and is a predicted model, not a curated record. Gene Ontology annotation, molecular function: monooxygenase activity; oxidoreductase activity, acting on paired donors, with incorporation or reduction of molecular oxygen; heme binding. Lineage: Eukaryota; Fungi; Basidiomycota; Agaricomycetes; Agaricales; Physalacriaceae. Bases 75 to 1079 code for a protein of 334 amino acids.